Drosophila grimshawi is the source of this 2024-nucleotide messenger RNA. RefSeq names its product stress-induced-phosphoprotein 1 (gene Stip1). Lineage: Eukaryota; Metazoa; Arthropoda; Insecta; Diptera; Drosophilidae. Bases 383 to 1855 code for a protein of 490 amino acids. The transcript is spliced from 5 exons. The record is from RefSeq and is a predicted model, not a curated record. Gene Ontology annotation, molecular function: Hsp90 protein binding.
AAAGCAAAAAUUACAGCAGAUAUUUGUGUUUUUUAUGUAACAUUUGCUAUCAGUGCAAUCGAGUUGAAUUUUUUAUUUUUAUAAUUAUAUUUUUUUUUUGCAAAAACUUAGUGGCUACGCUCUGGGCGCUACGAGUGUGUGUUGGCAACGUUGUUCGCGAGUCUGACAUUUGAGCAGGAGAGCAGCGAGAGCGAGUGUGAGAGCGAGAACGUUAGCAGUAGCUGUAGCGAGAGCGAGUCACGACUCAUGCAUUUCUAGAAAAGUCCGACGACGGCGGCAUUUUUUUUUGCAAAGUUCAGCUUCCAAAAAAGACGUGUUUCAAAACCAACAAACAAAUUUAUAAGUACUUGCCACACUUACAGCAGCAGAACGACUUAGAAAAAUGGACAAGGUGAACGAAUUGAAGGAAAAGGGAAAUACGGCUCUAAAUGCGGAAAAAUUCGAUGAGGCCAUUGCAGCGUACACCGAAGCUAUUGCGCUGGACGCUAACAAUUAUGUGCUAUUCAGCAAUCGCUCGGCGGCCUAUGCAAAGGCCGGGAAGUAUCGGGAAGCCUACGAUGAUGCAGAGCAAACCAUUGCGCUGAAUCCCACCUGGCCAAAGGGGUAUUCCCGCAAAGGAGUCGCUGCCGCUGGACUCCGGGAUUAUAUGAAGGCCUUUGCGGCGUACAAUGACGGUUUGAAGCACGAUCCGCAAAGUUAUAUGUUGUUGCAGGGUCGCCAGGAUAUUACCAAAUCGAUGUUUAGCUAUAUGCAAUCGCAAGGUGAGAUAUCCAUGGAUGUCGAUCUACAACCCAUCUUUGAUACAAAGUCAACGGAGAGUAAAUCCGCUGAGUCGGCAGCUGCUGCUGCUGCGGCUGGUCCCCGUGUGGAGGAUAUGAGCGAGGAGGAGCGCAAAAAAUACUAUGCCAAUCAGGAAAAGGAACUGGGCAAUGCGGCGUACAAGAAGAAGGAUUUCGAAACAGCACUCAAGCACUAUAAUGCUGCCAUCGAACAUGAUCCGACUGAUAUCACGUUCCACAACAAUAUUGCGGCUGUUUAUUUCGAGCGCAAGGAAUAUGAUGCGUGCAUCAAGCAAUGUGAACGGGGCAUCGAAGUGGGUCGUGAGAAUCGUGCGGAUUUCAAAUUGAUUGCCAAAUCGAUGGCACGCAUCGGAAAUACUUAUCGCAAGCUGGAGAACUAUAAACAGGCGAAAUUCUAUUAUGAGAAGGCAAUGUCGGAGCAUCGUACGCCUGAGAUAAAGACGUCGUUGAGCCAGGUAGAGGUCAAGAUUAAGGAGGAGGAACGUCGCGCCUAUAUUGAUCCUGUUAAGGCCGAGGAGGAGAAGGAGAAGGGCAAUGAGUACUUCAAGAAGGGCGAUUAUAGCACUGCGGUCAAACACUAUUCGGAGGCCAUCAAACGUAAUCCGGAUGAUCCCAAAUUGUACAGCAAUCGUGCUGCCGGCUACACCAAAUUGGCCGCCUUCGAUUUGGGACUGAAGGAUUGCGAUACUUGCAUCAAGCUAGAUGAGAAAUUCAUCAAGGGUUACAUACGGAAGGGAAAAAUUCUGCAGGGCAUGCAACAGACAUCAAAGGCUUCAUCGGCGUAUCAGAAGGCACUCGAGCUAGAUGCCAAUAAUGCUGAGGCCAUUGAGGGUUAUCGCCAGUGCUCAAUGAAUUUCCAAAGUAAUCCACAAGAGGUGUUCAAGAAUGCCAUGUCCGAUCCGGAGAUCCAGCAAAUUCUCAAGGAUCCCGCCAUGCGCAUGAUUCUUGAACAAAUGCAAAACGAUCCACAGGCAGUUAAGGACCAUUUACAAAAUCCGGCUAUUGCUGACAAGAUAUUGAAGUUGCUGGAAUCGGGCAUUAUGAAAAUACAUUAAGAAAUUAGCCACUAUUCGGAAGAAGAAUAAAAAACCAAAACAAUCGCCUAACAACAUUCAGGAGACAAGAAAAACAAGCAACAUAUACACUGCGAAAAAAUUUCCCAACAUUAUACGCCCUGACACUAACUUUAAAAAUAUUAGCAACGAGCCAACAGCAUUACAAAUA